This is a messenger RNA of Mya arenaria, 1836 nucleotides long. RefSeq names its product SAP30-binding protein-like. Gene Ontology annotation, cellular component: nucleus. The transcript is spliced from 12 exons. Lineage: Eukaryota; Metazoa; Mollusca; Bivalvia; Myida; Myidae. Gene Ontology annotation, biological process: regulation of DNA-templated transcription. Bases 426 to 1424 code for a protein of 332 amino acids. The record is from RefSeq and is a predicted model, not a curated record.
UUCUUUAAUUUUGCCACGGAUCUUUAAACAAUGUGGUUUCUGUCAAACAUCUGGGACCAAUUAAAAUUAUAAUUAACUUACUGUCAGUUACCUAAAAAAUAUAAAAACGGAAGAGGUAUAUUGAUUUUAGACCGAGCCUACGAAACCGCCAUUUGGGAUAAAUUCUAGGCAAUAUUCACCGCUAACCUAAUGUGUUGUCACCAUCACCCUGACCCCAGGGAUUUUGACAACAUCCUGGCACCAUUGCUGAUUGAUCUACAUCCGUGACUAGUCUGUACACAAUUGCUGAAGGAGCGAGGGUGUGUGGGGGAACCAGAGGGCAGUGGUGGCAAGCUUUCCCGGAUUCUAUUUUGCAUUCCUUACAUUAAUCUGAUACCUCUUGAUUCUGUCGAAAUUCCUUGUGACAGUCACAAGUUGCAUACAGAAUGGCAAUGGACCGCGCAGAUAGCACUGCAGCUAUGGCAUCUUUGGCAAGCUAUGCAGAAGAAUCAGAGUCAGAGGAUGAAGCACAGCCCCUGAUGUCAGCUGUUGAUACUAUAUCGGACGAUGAACAUGACACACCAACUAUGCACAUGAAAUCGACAUCACAGACAUCUAAACCUACAUCCAUGCUGACAGAGGAUGAAAACUCGCGCUCAGAUAUGGGCUCUGUAGACAGAGUGAAAGCAAAGAAAAGAAAAGCAAAGCUAGUGUCAUAUGGUGCCGAUGAUCUUGAGGAGAGCUCAUCCUCAGAGGAGGAUGCAGAGGGAGUGACUGAAGAACAAAGUGUGCAGAGUGAGGGACAUGGCAAGACCGUUGUGGAGGGAAAAGUCAGACAUUCCUCACUCGAUGUAGAGCAGGCCUCUUCGUUAUCCAGGGCUAUGGUAAACAAAUCAUUUGAUGAAAUAGAACUGCCGCCUGAACCACCUACCAAGUGCUCAAAACAGCUGCAGGAUAAAAUCGCCAGUUUAUAUGAAAGAAAAAUCCAAGAAGGCCUGAAUCUCAAUAACAACAUUCAAAACAGAGUUGACUUCAGAAACCCCAGUAUAUAUGAGAAGUUGAUAGAGUUUUGUGGUAUUGAUGAGAAGGGCACAAACUACCCACCUGAACUCUACGACCCUUCCAUCUGGGGCAAGGAAUCCUUCUAUGACGCUCUCGACAAGGCACAAAAGCAGGAUAUGGAGAAACGAGAAAAGGAGAAAAAGGAAAGAACCAAAGUGGAGUUUGUCACAGCAACCAAAAAGCCAGGGUCAAAACCAGAGGUCAUCAGCAUAGAUGACAAGAAGCGAAAGUCAAAGUGGGAUGAACCCGGCCACACUGCAGCAGGGAGAAUAGUGGAAUCGAUCAACAAAUCAAUCAGUGCAAACUUGACUUCUCAUGUGUCAGGGACUAAGUCUACUGUUAUACCAGCCACUGGCAGUAUAUCUAAGAAGCCCAGUAAAUGAUGUACACAUGUUGGGCUUGUGAUGAAUGUCAGCAUUUAAAAAUUGAUGAAUACAGUGUUCAGUUGGAAUUGGCAUGGGUAAACAUGUACACAUUGUGAAAUAAAUACCUGCAUCGAGAGGGGGCAUCACAUUAAACUUGCUGCUGGUGUCAUGCAUACGAAAGUGUACCAAGGAUACUUGUCAUCAAGUGCAAAAAUGAUUUAGGUGAUGAACUCUAUAUUGCAAAUUUCACACCAAAUUACAAACUGCUCUUGAUUUUGCAUCACAAUUACCAUAUAAUCAUAGUAAUGCAAAACAUGUAAUACAAAUUGCAAUCACUUGGGAUUCAAUGUAAUUAAGCUUAUGUGAGUGAUUAUGUAAAUAAAUUGUACAGGUGUAAGUUUUUUAGUGUUGCAAUAAACCAUAAAUAUGA